Molecule: messenger RNA, 2001 nt
Organism: Lactuca virosa
Lineage: Eukaryota; Viridiplantae; Streptophyta; Magnoliopsida; Asterales; Asteraceae
Source: the annotation of a GenBank genome assembly
AUGGAAGAUAACAUUCGCUCAUUCAAAAGACCCCAUAACCCCAUUUUUGAGAAUAAUAUCAAUAAAAGAGGCAAAUUUAGUGAUCAAUUUUCAGAAACCUCUAGUUCUUUAGAAACACUCUACCGAAUACUAUGCCACUCUAGAAAAAUCGGUAGUGUUAUUGGAAAAGGUGGAGUGAUAAUCAAGGCCUUACGUGAAGAAACUCAAGCUAAAAUCACAAUUGACGAUUCUAUCCCUGGAUCAGAAGAAAGAGUAGUCAUAAUCUACAGUCCUUCAACAAAAAAACCAGUAACACAUAAUGAUAUGAAUCUCCAGUGUGCUGCACAAGAUGCUUUGUUAAAAGUUCAUGAUAAGAUUCUUGAAGAAGAUAUAAAUAAUAAUGAAAAAUUGGUCACUACACGAAUUCUUGUUCCAAAUAAUAUGGUGGGGUGUCUUUUGGGAAAAAAAGGAGAUGUUAUUCAGAGAUUGAGAAGUGAAACUCGUGCAAAUAUACGCAUUUUGCCUUCAGAUCAGCUUCCUGUUUGUGCUUUGAGCACUGAUGAAUUGGUUCAGAUAUCAGCUAAACCAGCUAUUGUAAAAAGGGCUCUCUAUGAAAUUUCUACUUUGUUACAUCAUCAUCCACGCAAGGACAACUUCAUUCCUUCCGGGCCCCACGGAUUUCAUCCACCUGGACCUCAAAUUACAAAUCUACCCCCGCCUGCCAGGUGGCGGGGGGAUUAUGGCAGUGACCAUUCAAGAUUUGGUGAUACUCCUGCUGAGUUUUCAAUGAAAAUUCUUUGUUCCACAGCAAAAAUCGGAGGGGUGAUUGGUAAAGGUGGCUCAAAUGUAAGACAAAUUCAACAAGAAACUGGAACUGAUAUACAUGUUGAUGAUGUGGCAGUUGACUCAGAUGAACGUGUGAUUUGUGUGUCAUCGUUUGAGGAUUUGAGGAAUCCAAGGUCAAGAACGAUCGAUGCAAUUCUUUUUUUACAAGAGAAAGCGAGUGAUUACUCUGAGAAAGGAAUUGUUAGUACAAGAUUACUUUUGCCAUCUAGUAAAGUCGGUUGCAUUCUUGGGCAAGGUGGACAUGUGAUUAAUGAAAUGAGAAGGAGAACAAAAGCAGAUAUUCGUGUUUACUCUAAACAAGAAAAGCCUAAAUGUGCUAGUAAAGAUGAAGAGCUUGUAAAGGUGUCUGGAAUUUAUGGUACGGUUAAAGAUGCGGUAGCUGAGAUUGCUUCAAGAUAUCGAGCAAGAUGUCUUCGUGAUGCAAAACCUGAAGCGGAAUCAUCUCCUCAUGGUGGUCGCUUAGCUGGCUAUGAACCUUUUACAGGUGGUGGAAGGGUGUAUGAUGAACCACGUAGCUAUCCACCUCCUGCAAGGGACUAUGAACUUUAUAGUCACUUGGCUCCUCAUAGGGACUAUGAACCUCAUAGCCAUCAAGCUCUUGUGAGGGAUUAUGAAGGUGGUGGAUAUCGGGCUCCUGUUAGGGACUAUGAAUCUAAUGACUAUGUUGCCCCUCGUUUGGGUUACUCUUCUCCUCUAAGGGACUAUGAGUAUGAACCUCAGGGUUACCAAAGAUUCUUACGUGGUGUGGAUAUGAAGAUGUCGAGUAGCAGUAGAGGUUUUUCUAUUGGGAAUGCUAGUGAGAUAACGGGAACAAGACCAUAUGGUGGGGCUUCAGAAUCCUCCAUUGCUGACAUCCAUGAUCCAUCCCAGCAUUUGAAUUCCACCCAUGAAUCCUACCAAAUCUACAAUUUACCAAAACGCCCUUCGCACACCAAUACUAAUCCCACUUCACACACACCAUACAAUCAUUACUCACAAAAGUCUUACCACAUCUAACCACAAAUACAAAUCCCACCAUUGUUGUUGACCAUAUCAAGAUUUUGUACCUUAUUUAAAAUGUUUUUGAGUAUAAGGUAAAAAGGUAAAUUUAAAGUCCAUGAUGUAGAAGCACUUGUGUUUUUGCACACGUGCGUAAUGCACAUAUAGUGUUAUUGUCGACAAAUCUUAUCUACAUCG